UACUGUCAUUGGAAGUGCUCGUUGUAAAGAGUUUCGAACCCAUGAGGGACGCUUAAAAGCCGCUCACAACCUCGUGCAGCGUGGCAUCACUUACCUUUGUGUGAUUGGUGGAGACGGCAGCUUGACCGGAGCCAACCUCUUUAGAGAAGAGUGGAGCGGCCUUUUGAAUGAACUCAUUGAGCAAGGGCUCAUAGAUGAGGAUGCGGCCCGACGCAAUUCUAAGCUUCACAUUGUCGGCAUGGUUGGUUCCAUCGACAACGACUUUUGUGGCACAGACAUGACUAUCGGCACUGACUCAGCACUACACCGAAUCAUCGAGGUGGUGGAUGCUAUCAUGACCACAGCUCAGAGUCACCAGAGGACAUUUGUGCUGGAAGUCAUGGGCAGACACUGCGGAUACCUUGCCUUAGUCAGUGCCCUUGCAUGUGGAGCAGAUUGGGUUUUUAUACCAGAGAUGCCUCCCGAAGAUGGCUGGGAAGACAACAUGUGUCAGAAACUGUCCGAGAGUCGAUCUCGGGGUUCCAGGUUGAACAUUAUCAUAGUUGCCGAAGGAGCCAUUGACAGACAAGGACAACACAUUACCUCUGAUUUAGUGAAGAAUCUGGUAGUGAGCAACCUGGGUUUUGACACCAGGGUCACAAUCUUGGGCCAUGUGCAGAGAGGUGGAACUCCCUCUGCCUUUGACAGGAUCUUGGCCAGCCGUAUGGGCGUGGAGGCAGUGUUGGCAUUACUGGAGGCAUCUACCGACACCCCUGCCUGUGUUGUGUCUCUGGUGGGCAACCAGGCCGUCCGUCUGCCACUUAUGGAGUGUGUUCAGAUGACUCAAGAGGUACAGAAGGCCAUGGAUGAGAAGAAAUUUGACGAGGCAGUAAGACUGCGUGGCAGGAGCUUUGAAAACAACCUGAGCACCUACAGACUGCUUUCCUCUCAGACUGCUCGCUCUGAACUCCCAAAUGGUGAGGAAGAGGAGGCAGGGGAUGAAGAGCAAUAUCAUAGCUCCUUUAACGUGGCGGUGAUGAACGUCGGUGCCCCGGCUGCAGGUAUGAAUGCCGCCGUGCGUUCUGCUGUCAGGGUGGGAAUUACAGAAGGCCACAGAAUGUUUGCUGUCAACGACGGCUUUGAGGGGUUCUACAAGGGACAGAUCAAGGAGAUCAAAUGGGGAGAUGUUGGGGGUUGGACUGGCCAAGGAGGGUCCCUGCUGGGCACAAAAAGGACUCUUCCAGCAAAACAUCUGGAUAAAAUUGCUGAGCAGAUGAGGAUCCAUAACAUCAGUGCUUUACUUGUUAUUGGAGGAUUUGAGGCCUUUGAGUCCCUGCUGGAGCUGUACGAAGCCCGGGCCCACUACCAGGAGUUUUGCAUCCCCAUGUGCAUACUGCCUGCCACCAUUAGUAACAAUGUGCCAGGCACCGACCACAGCCUGGGAGCCGACACGUCGCUCAACGCCAUCGUGGAGACCUGCGACCGCAUCAAGCAGUCUGCCAGUGGCACCAAGCGGCGGGUCUUCAUCAUCGAGACGAUGGGCGGCUACUGCGGCUACCUGGCCACCGUGGGCGGUCUGGCGGCGGGGGCCGACACGGUCUACAUCUACGAGGAGCCGUUCGACAUCCGUGACCUGCAGGCCAACGUCGAGCAUCUGACGCAGAAAAUGAAGACGAGCAUCCAGAGAGGCCUGGUGCUGCGUAACGAGAACAGCAACGAAAACUUCACCACCGACUUCAUCUACCAGCUGUACUCCGAGGAAGGGCGAGGCGUGUUCGACUGCAGGAAGAACAUCCUGGGUCACAUGCAGCAGGGCGGCGCUCCGUCUCCGUUCGACAGAAACUUCGGCACCAAGGUUGCAGCGAAGGCCAUACAGUGGAUCUCACGGACGCUGAAGGAGUCCUAUAAAGAAGGGAGAGUCUUCACCAACUCGGAGGACACCGCCUGCCUUUUGGGGAUGCGUCGCAGAGCCAUGGUCUUUCAACCUGUGGUGCAGCUCAGGGAGGAGACCGACUUUGUCCACCGGAUCCCGAAGGAGCAGUGGUGGCUCAAGCUGCGUCCUCUGAUGAAGAUCCUGGCCAAGUACAAGACGAGCUACGACGUGUCCGACGCCGGCCAGCUGGAACACGUGACCCGGGUUCGGCCCAAAGAGAGCGACGCCUCGGCCGGAAACUGAACCGCCGGCGGAAAGGCAAAGCUUUACUCCCACAGGAACCCGGCUUCACAUUUCAGGGGCAGCUGCUCACACGCUGAUUGAUUGGCAGCAGGUAGAUUAGGAGAGAUUGUUGAGGAUAGCAGCAAAAUUCAGAAAGGGAUUCAUGGUAUGGCACUUUUCAGCGGGGGGUGGGGGGGAUUCUAUUUUUUAGAUUAAAUUCACGAGGGUGGUUUAGGAAGAGCUCUAUUUAUUUUAAGCAAUCUAACAUCUAACGUUGUGUUUAGAUCUCCAAAGUUGUUGAAUAUACAUAUAAUAUAUGCACUUCUCACGAUGUACUGUAUUUAGGAUUUAGUGCCCAAAACGUAGCCUGCUGAGGAUGGAAAAUGUGUGAUUAAUUUAGGCUUUUGUCACAUUUCACCUGCACUUUGGACCGCAUAGUUAUUGUCAGACGCCCUAAGGCUGCUUUAAAAAAAAAAAAAAAAAAAACGGAAAUCAACGUCGGGGAGGAAUCAUGCGCACCCAGGAAUGUCGACUGCAGAACGCUGUAACCCCGGUGGCUUCAGAGUGUACGUGUGUCGUGUUGUUGCCUUAGCCGCUUGUGUCCGUCCUGGGCUUUUUGUGAGUGUGUGUGUGUGUGUGCGCCUUUAUAGUGAAUAUUUAUGUGAAGGCUCCUGAUGUAGCUACGGUGUUUCAGCACACUGAUAGUGUUAGACUGAUGUCCUGUUGCAGAGUAAAUAAACCAUCUGUGGUGUGUCAAA
Fundulus heteroclitus (mummichog) is the source of this 2892-nucleotide messenger RNA. Its product is annotated as ATP-dependent 6-phosphofructokinase, platelet type-like. Bases 239 to 2155 code for a protein of 638 amino acids. Lineage: Eukaryota; Metazoa; Chordata; Actinopteri; Cyprinodontiformes; Fundulidae. The transcript has 20 exons. Gene Ontology annotation, molecular function: monosaccharide binding; 6-phosphofructokinase activity; identical protein binding. Gene Ontology annotation, biological process: fructose 6-phosphate metabolic process; fructose 1,6-bisphosphate metabolic process; canonical glycolysis. Gene Ontology annotation, cellular component: cytoplasm; membrane; 6-phosphofructokinase complex. The record is from RefSeq and is a predicted model, not a curated record.